AUGCUGUUCCUCAGGAGAGCUCUAUCGUGUGCGGUGCCGCGGCGGAUGGCCCAGGACGCCAUGCGUCCGAGCACAGGUACGAAGGAUGCGUACAAGAGCAUGCUGGCACAGUACUACCCCCAGGAGCUGCUGAAAUCGAUCGAGCUCGGCGAGCAGGCGAUCCCGGACGACGCGGAGUACCGCCUGAGCUCGAACGUGGAGUUUGCGCCGCCGUAUCUGGACGACUUCUCGAAGCUGGACCCGUUCUGGGACUACAAGCCCGGGCUUCCGCACCAGCACGCCGACGGGCCGCUGACUGCGUUCCGGCCGGACCAGCAGCACCAGCCCCUACCAGAGCGCCUGGAGGUGCCGCGCGGCGCGGCGCUGCUGACGACCGGCGGUUCCAACAUGGCGGCAAUUGCGCGCGGGAUUGCGCGCCAGACGGGCCUGGACGCGGAGUACAUCACGCGCAAGCUCGUGAUGCGCCCGCUGGUAGUCAAGCGCGUGUCCAACCAGACCGCCAAGGGCAAGAUCGCGUCGUUCUACUCGCUGGUGGUUGUGGGCGACCGCAACGGCAUGGUCGGGCUGGGCGAGGGCAAGUCGCGCGAGGACGUCUCGGAGUCCAUCAAGAAAGCGCACUGGAACGCCAUCAAGAACCUGAAACACAUCCCCCGCUACGAGAACCGCACCAUCUUUGGCGACAUCGACUUCCGCUUCCACGGCGUCAAGCUGCACCUGCGCUCUGCGAAGCCGGGCUUUGGUCUCCGAGUCAACCACGUGAUUUAUGAGAUUUGCGAGUGUGCCGGCAUCAAGGAUCUCAGCGGGAAGGUCUACAAGUCUAGAAACGAAAUGAACAUCGCCAAGGGCACGCUGGAGGCGCUCACCAAGUCGCAGAAGACCUUGGAGGAGAUCGCCUACAGCAGAGGCAAGAAGUUGGUAGAUGUGCGCAAAGUCUACUACUCCUCCGACUAG
Messenger RNA from Eremothecium gossypii ATCC 10895, 951 nucleotides. RefSeq names its product mitochondrial 37S ribosomal protein uS5m (gene MRPS5). Gene Ontology annotation, biological process: translation. The transcript has a single exon. Gene Ontology annotation, cellular component: ribosome. The record is from RefSeq and is marked provisional. Bases 1 to 951 code for a protein of 316 amino acids. Gene Ontology annotation, molecular function: structural constituent of ribosome; RNA binding. NCBI's taxonomy places the organism in Eukaryota, Fungi, Ascomycota, Saccharomycetes, Saccharomycetales, Saccharomycetaceae.